AUGAACCAUACGCGCCUCUACCAGUAUCCCGCUAGGCUCUUCAUUCUGGGACUGAAUGUUGUUGCAAUGGUAUCAAGCGUGGGCUUAACUGCAGUUGGGAUCUUUGGCCUUUCUGACAGCACACGCGUCCUUAUUGAGUCUGAGGCGCUUUCUUGGAUUUUAAUUAUCCUGAGCCUCAUUAUCUUGUUAAUCUCAAUGCUUGGGUGCGCAGCAGCGUUGUCUGGCUCGAAGCGGACCCUCGCUAUCUAUGGUGUCCUCGUAUCAUUUUUAGUUUUACUUCAGCUUGGUCUCAUCAUCUUUGCCCUCACACAACAUGACAGGGUUGAUUUAAUUUUGGACAAAGCAUGGGAGAGAGCGUAUGACCGAGACCCUUUAUUGCUUCAGGAUCUUGAGACUCGCUUUCAUUGUUGCGGAUUCGCUUCUGUGGAUGAUCGCGCUGUGCCCAAGGACCCAAGCGUCACUUGUCGAGUCUCUCCCGCAUUCGGAUACACUGUCCCGUGUAAAGAGCGACUUCGAGAAUCGUAUCUGCGUCAUGAAGCUUCAUUGCUCUCAGUCACUGGUGGAACCCAGUUCUUGCAGAUCCUUGCAUUGGCUGCAACAGUUGUGCUAUGGUUGCAGUUGCCUCGUGAUAAUGAGGUUGAACAGUUAUACAGGACUGAGCACUCCCAACGACUUUUGCAAGGGUUACGACAGGAAGAUCAAGAGCAGAGACAGUAUAGGGAAUCAUCCGCUGUUCAAGGGGAGGAUCGCAUAAUUGGGAGUCAAUAUGGCUCCGCAGGCUAA
This is a messenger RNA of Lobosporangium transversale, 783 nucleotides long. RefSeq names its product Tetraspanin family-domain-containing protein. Lineage: Eukaryota; Fungi; Mortierellomycota; Mortierellomycetes; Mortierellales; Mortierellaceae. Bases 1 to 783 code for a protein of 260 amino acids. The transcript has 5 exons. Gene Ontology annotation, cellular component: membrane. The record is from RefSeq and is a predicted model, not a curated record.